CCAGCACCGACCCCCCCGCGCCCACCCAUCUUCUCCUCCCUCGCCCCGAAGAUAAAUACCCCCCGACCCUCAACCAAACCCGUCCUACCUUUUUGCCCAUCAUGAACGGCGAGGAUCCCCAAGAGCGCCCCGACUUCAUCCGCGCCAUCAUCAACGGUCUCGAGCGCUACAACCCUGAAGCCGCUGGCACUCUCGAGGCCUACCUCACCCAACAAUGUGAGGAGAAGUUCUGCGAUUGCAACGCCAACCGCGCGCUGCUUAAGCUCUACCAACUCAACCCCGACCGCAUCAAGGAUGAGGUCAUCACCAACAUCCUCGUCAAGGCCAUGACCCAGUUCCCCUCGCCCCAGUUCGACCUCGCCCUCCACCUCCUCAGCCCCUCGCAGUCCAACCCGGGCCCCAACUCGUCCUCGGAGCUCACCGAGGCUGUUUCCAAGCUGCGCGCCCUCAACGCCCAGCUCGAGGGUGCCGAGUACGCCCGCUUCUGGGCCACCCUCGACAGCGACGAUCUCUACGCCGACCUGACCACCGACAUCGCCGGCUUCGAGGACAUGAUCCGCGUCCGCAUCGCCCAGCUCGUCGGCCAGUCGUACCGCGAGAUCCAGUUCCCCGUGCUCGAGAGUUGGCUCGGCCUCAACAACUCCGAGGCCACCACCCAGUUCAUCACCGAGACGUGCGGCUGGAAGGUCGAGGGCGAUCUCGUCCAGAUCCCCAAGAACGCCGACAACGAGGCGCGCAAGGCCGAGAUUCGCGAGGACGUCAACGUCGACAUGUUUGCGAGGGUCAUCAAGCGCAGCUGGGAGGAGUCUGCUUAGGCGCCGUCAACACUUGGCAGUGUCGAGAAAUGCUGAAGGAACGCAACGAAACGGGGAAGGAAAGGGAGGGAGAAGGUUGAAGAACUGAAGAGACAAAAAUCCCUUCUUUCGAAACAUGGAGAGAGGGGGGGACAACAAGAAGAAGAGGACGAGAAACAAUGGGGGGCCUGAUGUCAAUACCCGUAUAAUUACAUCCUUCUGUGUGUGUGAUUGGGCCCCAAUUUCUUGCAUCUGGUAGCAAAAAAAAGCUCUGGCGUUUUUGGGUUUUGAGACAAAUGUUGAAGAACGGAACUGGACGGGCACGUUUUUAUCCCGUUACUGCUGUUGCUAGCUACUUUACACUGUCCUUGGUCUCGGAACAGA
Molecule: messenger RNA, 1178 nt
Organism: Neurospora hispaniola
Lineage: Eukaryota; Fungi; Ascomycota; Sordariomycetes; Sordariales; Sordariaceae
Product: eukaryotic translation initiation factor 3 subunit K
Exons: 2
Coding region: 102-815 (237 amino acids)
Biological process (GO): regulation of translational initiation
Cellular component (GO): cytoplasm; eukaryotic translation initiation factor 3 complex
Molecular function (GO): translation initiation factor activity; ribosome binding
Source: RefSeq, a predicted model, not a curated record